GCGGAGCCGGGGCCGUGCUGGUUGUGCCGUAUCCGGAGCCAUGCCCGGGCUGUGGGAGCGGCUGGCGGGCGGCGAGCGGGGCCGCCUGGAGACCUCCGACUGCGAGUCUCUGGGCAGCGCCUCCGGCUCGGAGGGAGAUGCCGAGUACGCCGAGGGGGUCUCCCUGCCGGACAUGGACCUGGAGCUGCUGCACGACCCCGAGGACGAGCUGCUGUGCGCCAGCCUGAUGGACGUGGUGCAGGCCACGCUGGGCCGGGCCCCGCUGGGCGCCAAGCGCUGCUGGCGGCUCCUGAUGCCGGCCCAGCUGCAGGCGCAGGUGCGGGCGGAGCUGCUGCGCCUGGCGUGCAGCGAACCCUGCGGGCUGCGCGGGGCCCUCCUGGACCUGUGCGUGGAGCACGGCAAGGGCUGCCACGACGUGGGGCACAUCGCCGCCGACCCCGCCGUGGUGCCCACCUUCCAGCUCACCCUGGUGCUCCGGCUGGACUCCCGCCUCUGGCCCAAGAUCCAGGGACUCUUCGCCUCGGGGCCGGCCUUCGCGCCGCUGAAGCUGAGCACGGGCUUCAGGGUGAUGAAGAAGAAGCUGUACAGCUCCGAGCAGCUGCUCAUCGAGGAGUGCUGAUGGGCCGGGCCGGAGGAGCCACUUCCCAAGUGCUUUGGAAGAGCCGGGCAGAGCGUGGCGGCUCCUGGCAGCCGCUGUAGUUUAGGUUAGGCUGGAGUAGGGCUGUAGGUGGAAGUAGUUCGGGCAGGCCGAGGUCCCCGUGGGGCCUGCCCGUGCCGGGACAUCCCUGGCGUGGAGCAGCCGGGACCCAGGCGGAGGUCCCUUCACGCCGUCGAUGAUUGUGGGAUGAUCCCGGCGACCGCGCUCCUGGAGGCGGCAGCGGGGCUGCUGGAGGCGCGCGGGUCUCCUGAUGGCUAAUCAAUCAUGGGGGUUUUUUGUAAACCAGGAUUGUAAUCAAUGGGGUCUCAGGGGGAGGGGGAGCGUGGCAGUGAGUGGCGGCCGAGGGGGUCUGGAUCAAAGGCAAAGCCCAGCUGGAAUUGUGUCUUUGAUCACGAGGGCGAUGGGAGAGGGGCCGGAGGGCAGGACCCCUGGCCCUGACACGCUGGGGGCACUUCGUUGGUUACAGUUUACACUCAUACACUUGAUGUUCAAGUGCGAGAAUUCCUAUGCAAUCGUGUCGGGUGUUUUUUUUACUUUUCUAAUAAAACUUGUCUUGAUUGAUAA
Messenger RNA from Vidua chalybeata, 1222 nucleotides. It is a transcript of the gene DDIT4, whose product is annotated as DNA damage inducible transcript 4. The record is from RefSeq and is a predicted model, not a curated record. The coding region runs from base 41 to 619 and encodes 192 amino acids. Gene Ontology annotation, molecular function: 14-3-3 protein binding. Lineage: Eukaryota; Metazoa; Chordata; Aves; Passeriformes; Viduidae. Gene Ontology annotation, biological process: negative regulation of TOR signaling; response to hypoxia; apoptotic process. Gene Ontology annotation, cellular component: cytoplasm. The transcript is spliced from 2 exons.